GGCCAGCUCUGGGCAGGGUGGGUGAGCUGGGAAUGGUGGCAAAGCUUCCAGAGAUCAAUCCAUAAAAAACUGAGGAGGGAAAAAGGGGCAGCAGGGAGGGAACGAUUGCUCCUGUGCUGUGUGAAGAGCUUUUCCUUAGCUGCUCCCACAGAUACUCUCCUGAACGUGUUCUUGGCCAUCGCUGUGGACAACCUGGCCAACGCCCAGGAGCUGACCAAGGACGAGGAGGAGAUGGAGGAAGCCACCAACCAGAAGCUGGCCCUGCAGAAGGCCAAGGAGGUGGCUGAAGUGAGCCCCAUGUCAGCAGCCAACAUCUCCAUAGCUGCCAAGCAGCAGAAUUCCUCCAAAUCCAAGUCGGUUUGGGAGCAGAGGACGAGCCAGAUCCGGAUGCACAACUUCCGAGCCAGCUGCGAGGCGCUGUACAACGAGCUGGACCCCGAGGAGCGCGUCCGCUACGCCACCACCCUGCACAUCCGUCCCGACAUGAAAACCCACCUGGACCGGCCGCUGGUCGUGGAGCCCCGCAGCGAGGGCAGGAACAACCUCACCAAGCUGAGCCCCGUGGAUGUCCAGGAGGUGGUGGAGCACCCCAAACCCACCUCUGCCGAUGGGGCAGAAGCGCCAAGGAAGCACCACCGCCAUCGGGAGAAGGAGAAGCUGGGAGAGCAGGAGAAGGGAGAUGUCACCAAGGAGGAGAGCGGCGAAGCCGGGGCUGGCACCAAGGAGGAGCGGCACCGGCAGCACCGGAGCCGCAGCAAGGAGGUGGAAGGGGGCAGCAAGGAAGGGAAGAGCGACCGUAGCAGGGGGCAGGAAGGGGGCAAGAGGCACCACCNUGCUGUGGAGAACCAGUGUGAGCUGGAGGCCAGUGGCAGUGGCAGUGGGCCUGGCAGUGUCCCUGUGCACACCCUGCCCAGCACUUACCUGCAGAAGGUGCCUGAGCAGCCGGAGGAUGCCGACAACCAGAAGAACGUGACCAGGAUGAUUCAGCCCCCCCUGGACAAAACCACCACUGUGAACAUCCCUGUCACCAUCACUGCCCCUCCAGGGGAAACCACUGUCAUCCCAAUGAACAACGUGGAGUUUGAAAGCAAAACGGAGGAGAAGAAAGACGUCGAUGACCUGACCAAAAAUGGGCCUAAACCAAUCCUGCCUUACAGCUCCAUGUUCAUCCUCAGCCCCACAAACCCGAUCCGCCGCCUGUUCCACUACAUCGUCAACCUGCGCUACUUCGAGAUGGUGAUCCUGAUCGUCAUCGCCCUCAGCAGCAUCGCCCUGGCUGCAGAGGACCCUGUGCAGGCUGAGUCUCCCAGGAACGACGCUUUGAAAUACCUGGAUUAUAUAUUUACAGGAGUCUUCACCUUUGAGAUGGUGAUCAAGAUGAUUGACCUGGGGCUGCUGCUCCACCCUGGCUCCUACUUCCGUGACCUGUGGAACAUUCUGGACUUCAUUGUGGUCAGUGGGGCCCUGGUGGCUUUUGCCUUCUCAGGAACCAAAGGCAAGGACAUCAACACCAUCAAGUCCCUGCGAGUCCUGCGUGUGCUCAGGCCUCUGAAAACCAUAAAACGGCUGCCAAAACUAAAGGCUGUGUUUGACUGCGUGGUGAACUCCCUGAAGAACGUCCUCAACAUCCUCAUUGUUUACAUGCUCUUCAUGUUCAUCUUCGCCGUCAUCGCCGUGCAGCUCUUCAAGGGCCGCUUCUUCUACUGCACGGACGAGUCCAAGGAGCUGGAGAAGGACUGCAGGGGCCAGUACCUCGAUUAUGAAAAAAAUGAGGUGGAAGCACAGCCCAGGGAAUGGAAAAAAUACGAGUUCCACUACGACAAUGUGCUCUGGGCUCUGCUCACGCUCUUCACCGUGUCCACAGGGGAAGGGUGGCCAACUGUGCUGAAGCACUCGGUGGAUGCCACCUACGAGGAACAGGGGCCCAGCCCUGGCUACAGGAUGGAAAUGUCCAUCUUUUACGUGGUGUAUUUUGUUGUCUUCCCUUUUUUCUUUGUCAACAUCUUUGUGGCGUUAAUCAUCAUCACCUUCCAGGAGCAAGGAGAUAAAGUGAUGUCAGAGUGCAGCCUCGAGAAAAACGAGAGGGCCUGCAUAGACUUUGCCAUAAGUGCCAAGCCCCUGACCCGCUACAUGCCUCAGAACAAGCAAUCCUUCCAGUACAAGAUGUGGAAAUUCGUGGUGUCCCCUCCCUUUGAGUACUUUAUCAUGGUCAUGAUUGCUCUCAACACCAUCGUCCUCAUGAUGAAGUUCUAUGAUGCUCCAGAAGCAUACGAAGAAAUGCUGAAAUGCCUGAAUAUUGUGUUUACAUCCAUGUUUUCCAUGGAAUGUGUGCUGAAGAUCAUUGCCUUUGGUGUGCUGAAUUAUUUCCGAGAUGCCUGGAAUGUCUUUGAUUUUGUAACAGUGUUGGGAAGUAUUACUGAUAUUUUAGUAACAGAGAUUGCGGACACGGACAACUUCAUCAACCUCAGCUUCCUGCGGCUCUUCCGGGCAGCCAGGCUCAUCAAGCUCCUCCGCCAGGGCUACACCAUCCGCAUCCUGCUCUGGACAUUCGUGCAGUCCUUCAAGGCCUUGCCUUAUGUGUGUCUCCUCAUUGCAAUGCUCUUCUUCAUCUAUGCCAUUAUUGGCAUGCAGGUAUUUGGGAACAUUGCCUUAGAUGAUGAAACCUCCAUUAAUCGGCACAACAACUUCCGCACCUUCCUCCAAGCCCUGAUGCUCCUGUUCAGGAGCGCCACGGGGGAAGCCUGGCAUGAGAUCAUGUUGUCCUGCUUGAGCAACAGAGCCUGUGACCCCCUCUCUGGCCUCACCAAAAAGGAAUGUGGCAGUGAUUUCGCCUAUUUCUACUUUGUGUCCUUCAUUUUCCUCUGCUCCUUUCUGAUGCUGAACCUGUUCGUGGCAGUGAUCAUGGACAAUUUCGAGUACCUGACCCGGGACUCCUCCAUCCUCGGCCCGCACCACCUGGACGAGUUCGUGCGGGUGUGGGCGGAGUACGACCCGGCAGCCUGUUGCCGCAUUCAUUAUAAGGAUAUGUACAAUUUGUUACGUGUAAUUGCUCCACCCCUGGGCUUAGGAAAGAAGUGCCCUCAUAGGGUGGCCUACAAGCGCCUGGUGAGGAUGAACAUGCCCAUCUCCCCUGAGGAUUUAACUGUGCACUUCACCUCCACGCUGAUGGCCCUGAUCCGCACAGCCCUGGAGAUCAAACUGGCCUCAGGAGGUGUGAAGCAGCACCAGUGUGAUGCUGAGCUGAGGAAGGAGAUCUCGCUGGUCUGGCCCAACCUGUCCCAGAAGACUCUGGAUUUGCUGGUGCCUCCUCACAAACCUGAUGAAAUGACUGUGGGGAAGGUCUACGCAGCCCUGAUGAUAUUUGACUUCUACAAGCAGAAUAAGAACAGCAGGGAGCAAGUCCAGCCCCCCGGGGGCCUGUGCCAGCCCGGGCCAGUGUCCCUGUUCCACCCCUUGAAGGCCACCCUGGAGCAGACGCAGCCCACGGCCUUCAGCAACGCCAAGGCCUUCCUGCGCCAGAAGAGCUCGGCCUCCCUCAACAACGGGGGAGCCCUGCCACCUCCAGAGGGAGGGAUCAAAGAGUCCAGUUCCUGGGGGACCCAGCGCACCCAGGACGUGUUCUAUGAAACCAGGAGCCCAGCUUUUGAGCGAGGCCACUCUGAGGAGAUCCCCAUUGAGAGGGUGGUAGAAAUGAAGGAGAUCAGCCCCACAGUUGCCAACGGAGAGCCCCAGCCAGGCCUGGAGAGCCAGGGCCGUGCAGCCUCCAUGCCACGCCUGGCUGCUGAAACCCAGAGGAGCAAAGCACGGUCACCUGGGAGUUACCUGGCACCCAUCCCGGACACGAGCCCCAUGAAGCGCUCGGUCUCCACGCUGGCCCCGCAGCGCCCUCACGCCAUGCACCUCUACGAGUACUCCCUGGAGCGCAUGCCACCAGAGCAGGGCCACCACCACCACCACCACCGCUGCCACCGGCGCAAGGAGAAGAAGCAGAAGUCCUUGGAUAGGGCCGCCCAUCACAUGGCUGAUGGACAAGCUGUAGCCCAGUCUGGAGAGUCUUCUUCCAAGGACAAGAAGCAGGAGCGUGGUCGCUCCCAGGAGAGGAAGCAGCACUCCUCCUCCUCCUCUGAAAAGCAGCGCUUCUACUCCUGUGACCGCUACGGCAGCCGGGACCGUGCCCAGCCCAAAUCUGCUGACCAGAGCAGGCCCACCUCGCCCAACGGGGGCCCAGAGCACGGCCCACACAGACAGGGCAGUGGUUCAGUUAAUGGGAGCCCCUUGCUGUCGACAUCUGGUGCUAGUACCCCCUGCCGGGGUCGGAGGCAGCUCCCACAGACUCCACUGACCCCACGCCCCAGCAUCACUUACAAGACCGCUAACUCCUCGCCCGUGCACUUCACCACUUUCCAAACCCCCACGUUCUCCCCGGGCCGCCUGAGCCGCGGGCUGUCCGAGCACAACGCGCUGCUGCGGGGGGAGCAGCAGCCGCCCCCGCCCGCCGUGGCCCGCAUCGGCUCCGACCCCUACCUGGGCCACCGCGACGAUGCCGCCGCCGACAGCCCGCAGCGCGCCGCGCCCGAGGACACGCUCACCUUCGAGGAGGCCGUGGCCACCAACUCGGGCCGCUCCUCAAGGACUUCCUACGUCUCCUCGCUGACCUCGCAGUCGCACCAAAUCCGCCGCGUGCCCAACGGGUACCACUACACGCUGGGGCUCAACACGGGCCCCGGCGCCAGAGGACGCAGUUACUACCACGAAGCCGAUGAGGAUGACUGGUGCUAGCGGCUCGGCGGAACCCUGCGAGGUGUGCGUGCUUAAUAAGGAUGAGUUUUAUCAUCUGGAGGGCUGGGAGCUCCCGUGGGGGCCCGGGGCCGGAGGCGGCCAGCAGGGCAGCCCUGAGGACUGCUCAGCGCCCGGGGCCGGAGAUGCCCCUGCAGCCUCUCUCUCCUCUGUUGUUCUUUAGUUUUUUCCUUUUUGAUCUGUUUUUUUUUUUUGCACUAGACAGAUGGAGGAAGAAGGCUCCCUCCUUCUGGGGAAGGCAGCAGGAGGAGCACAUCCCUCACUGCCCCCUCCCCACUGCCUUGUCUAGUCCCGAGACACGCACCAGGCGCCAACCCGGCUGCGGAGGCCAGGAGCCGGGAGAAGAGCGAUCCUCACCUUCCACGGUGGAAAAGCAGAACUGUGGGUCCUUCUCAUGAUUGGCGCAGUUUUGUUGGGCUAUUUCUUAAUUAAUUUACCAUCAUAAUUCCCCCCCGCCAGGGUGGGAGCCGGGGGUCGCAAAGGGACUCGCGCGAACAACGCUCGCCCCCCGCGUUUUGUCUCGUUGAGCGCUGAGAAGGAAGAGAUGCACCCAAGAAACUGGGAGAGGAGAAACACAGCCCAGAACAAAGGACAGUCCUUUGGGACUUGAUGUUCAGCCACUGCAAUCCUUUAGGGCAGAGCUGGUGCCGCCCCCGAGCUGACCCUGCUGUGACACCACUGACCUGGGGGUCUCUAAUGUCACUCACCACAUUGGGUCCUUCACACUGACACACGGUAAAGCCACAAGAGAGCUCCUUUGUAAGGACUGUUUCCUUGCUGCUGAGACUUUUCAAUCCAUCCCUCUCUCCUGUUGACUGCAACACACCCUCACUGUUUUGUCUUGUUUACAAUAUAAGCUUGAUUUAGCAAAAAACAACUAAAAAAAAAAAGUCCACAAAAAAAAGAACAACCCAAACAAAAAGAGGAAAAAAAAAGCGUAGGGUUGAGAAGAAGAAAUGUUAUUGGUUUUAUAUCAAGCUAUUAGAUAGAACUUUAACUUUUCAUUGUGUGCAUUUUUGUAAAUUGUACAGUAAAAAAAAAACCAAAAAAAAAAAAGAAAAAAAUUUCCUCUUUCUGUAGAGAAUUAGUCCAAUUGUCAUUCCAGGUCCCACCGUUUCUACCGAAUGCUCCAGUUGUUCACUACUAAGUGCCUAACCUUUGAAAUCUUUCACAGUGACGAUGCAACCUCUUGCUUCGAGGCAUCAGAGCUUGGGCGAGCGUGGGGAGGGCAGAGGGUGUGGGGCCGAGCAGCCGGAGCUUGGAGGGGCCCUGGGGGCACUGUGUCCCAGGCUGGGAGCUUCCAGUGGGGAAGGCAAACGUGCUUUGGGCUUGGUUUGGGUUUGGUUGGCCUUUUAUUUUAUUUUAUUUUAUUUUUGGUUAGAAUAUAGAAAUAUAAAUAUAUAUAUAUAGAUAUACUUUUAUGGGUGAGAGGGGAGUGAUUGCAGCAAACAAAGCCGGCCUUGUCUCAUUGCCCAGUGGAGGAAAUGCAGGUGGGAAAGGGCAGCAUCUGCAGGGGUGCUCCUGGAGGAGGAGCAGCAUCUCCCACAGGCCAGCUGAGAGAGCUCUGGCCGUGCAUCACUGGUGUGGAGGGCAGUUGGAGUGAGUUGUUUUUAUUGCCUGAUAGGAGAAGGUUUAAAAAAAAAAGUGAUGAUAAUAAUAAUAAUAAUAAUCCAAACCUCUAACUCUGAUUCUCAGGGAUGAGAUUUCUGCGUUCUUGCAACGACUUUUGUGUUGGCUGGUUUCUUUCUUUUGUGCCCGUGUGGAUUCCUGCACUGUGAGCCUGGGAAAAGGGCAAACACGCUGUGCUGGCGGGGAGGGAGGCUGGGGCAAAGCCCAGCCAGGACCUCCUGCCCAGGGCUCUGCUGAGCCCUUGUAGGGCUGGUUUGGGGCACAGGGCAGCCAGAGGACGUGGAGAGGUUAAAAGGUGAAAGGAGGAAGGGUGGGAGGUGCUGAGCACAUCCCUAAAAGCGCCACUAGGAUAGAGGAUAGGGUUGGAGAGGUGAAUUUUUUCAGAGGAUCUACCAGGCCCCAGACCUGUGGAACUUCUCCAGGCGCAGCGGUCACACGGGGUGGGUGGAAAUCCCGCUGGCCCUGGUGAUCUGUUCUGUCCCUGGGUUGCUUGGAGGGGAUCAGAUGCCACCAAAACGCUCAGGAGGUCUCUCAUGCUCUCAGCAAAGUCUGUCAGCCUCAGGCAGGAGCAGUCUGCUCUAGGGUGGUUCUUCACAUCUCCUGUAGCUCUUCUCUUGAGGAAACUCAACCCGGUUUUGUUCCCUCCAGUGUUUUGUUUUAAUUUCGUUCUGUUCAGUAGCAAUCUCUGGCCGAUCUCAUCCCUGGAUUCUGCUAAAGGAUAACUCCUGUCUGUAUCUCUGUCUCUGUACUCGUGUGCACUCGGAAUAAAGGCAGUGUGGUAGCCAGAGGUCACGGCUGGCAUUCCUGGCAUUCCCAAACGGAGGGCUAUGCAACCAGAUGACACGUCCGGACACACACCCACCCCACCACCACUCCAAGACCUUCAUCCAUCUGUAGCUUUAGCUGCUGGAUUUUCCUGUUUCAGGCUUCAGCACGAUUGUGACCAAAUGUUUUAUACAUUUUCCUGAAAUGAAGGCACAAACACCUUAUUUGAAAUUUUCCAAGGGAACGUUCCUAUUUUACUCCAGGAAGUCGAGGGGAAGGGACAACACCAUCUCUGCCCGUGCAUGCAAACACUGUACCCACACUGGAAAGCAACAGAGAUGUCUUUCUGUACGGAAUAAUUCUGUCUUUUCCCCCUUUUCCUCUCCCAUUUUCCAUCCCCAACCCCCCAGCCCUGCACUAACACAGCUUUGGGUCACCCCAAUUCAUAGGCAGAACACGAAGAAGAAUCUCAAGUUGUCCAAAUCCUCCACCCGCCUCGUAGGGGUCGAUGACAGUGACAGACAAGCCUGACCACAAUUAUCCAUAACCCUUUCCUGACAUUUUUUUACAGCCUCUCUGCUGUCUCUCCAUCUUUCCAAGAAUCCUCAUAGUGAGUUGCCAAACUUGAAUUGCACCGAUCAGUUUUCUGCAUCCAGAACCAGUCUCGUAGUGGCUGUACUUUGAAUAAGUAAUGUUUGCAUGUAAUAUAUAUACAUAUAUACAUAUCUAUAAAAAGUAUGUGCAUGGAAAAUGUUUAUCUUCGUACUUUUUUGAUACAAUGUAUUCAUCAGUUGUUAAUUUUUAAUUAUAUUUGAUAUAAAUUUGGGGGUUUGUUGCAAAACUUUAUAUUUAAAAAACAGUGUGAAAAACGAUCAAAGUUCCAACCAUGCAACACAAGUGGAACUUUACCCAAAAAAAAAUAAGGGAGAAAAAAAUUGAGAAAAAAAAAAAGGUUCUGUGAUUGCCUAGUUUGCUGCCUGAGUAAUAUUUAUCAGCCAAACUUUGAAUUCUGCAGUUGUUUCUACAAUUCCAUUUUGUAUGAAGCAAAGUCCUUGAAUUAAAAUAAAAACUUAGCAAAAAAAAA
Zonotrichia albicollis (white-throated sparrow) is the source of this 8275-nucleotide messenger RNA. The record is from RefSeq and is a predicted model, not a curated record. NCBI's taxonomy places the organism in Eukaryota, Metazoa, Chordata, Aves, Passeriformes, Passerellidae.